This is a messenger RNA of Labeo rohita (rohu), 6265 nucleotides long. It is a transcript of the gene peli1a, whose product is annotated as pellino E3 ubiquitin protein ligase 1a. Bases 4413 to 5741 code for a protein of 442 amino acids. NCBI's taxonomy places the organism in Eukaryota, Metazoa, Chordata, Actinopteri, Cypriniformes, Cyprinidae. The record is from RefSeq and is a predicted model, not a curated record. Gene Ontology annotation, biological process: regulation of Toll signaling pathway; protein K48-linked ubiquitination. The transcript is spliced from 7 exons. Gene Ontology annotation, molecular function: ubiquitin protein ligase activity; protein binding.
UGUUACCUUUAGUGAAUGGAAAUUAAAGCACUGUUAGGCAGCCUACAAUUAACAUAAAAGGCACAAUUAAUUUUGGUUUAUAUAUGUAUUAUGCAAACGUUUGCAAGACGUUUGCAAAAUGCAUUGAACUCUGCAGAAAUUAUUUUAACCAAACUAAUUUAACAAAACUACAGCUUCUGUUAGUAUACGAAAUAAAUAAUUCUCUGCAUAUGCUGAAUGUGAUCAACUUAUGAUUUAGAGAGUUCAGCAUAUAUGCUCAUUUUUACAUUUUACAUAAUGUCUGCUUUAUUUGUUUCUGCAUCUGGUUUCUUUGUUGUGAGAAGGUAUGCUUUAAAUCGUCACUGAUUGUUUAGCUGCGCUGAUUGAUUGACAGCUGUCCGCGUAUUUGUAAUACUGUUCUGUGAUUCUGUGACUGACAGCUGUAAUAUCCGUUCAGGAUGUUCUCAGCUUAAAAUACUGCUAAAGUUUAUAUAAAUAAGCGCAUCAUGUUUCUGAGUGUCUGUCUGAAGCGCCUCCGGAUCGAAUCGCUUCCACAGGCUCGAUCGCGCUCGAUGUGUAUUAGUCUGUCAUUUCUGAGCUUACAAAAUCAGUUUCUAACGAUGAGAAAAUGAGCAUUGCAAACGUUUUUGUCAACAAAAACUGUGAUAUCUUGGUAUUAGCCACCAGUGGCAUCAAUAAGUAAAUCAAAAAUCAAACUUCUUUAAAGUAGAAAAGAAGCUUAUUAUGAUAGGCUACAGUAGAAUUUUUUUUUAAUAUUGAAUAUAGUUUACAUUAUUUACUUUAAUACAUUUAGCAAAUGCUUGUCCAUUUGCCCAUUUGUUCUCUUAAAAUGAAAGAAAAAAAUAAUUAUAAGAAAAAAGCAGCCUAUCAAGUUACCUUAAAAGUUUUUUUUUAGAAAAGCUGUCUUUUUAACUACCCUGUUUGUUCAUGUCGCUUUCUACGUGAAUAAUGAAAACAGUUUGCACAGUGUUCAUUUUGAUUUGAAUAAUGACAUUUUUCAUGCUUUGUUAAAAGUAAAAACACUGAAGUAAUGUUUUUGUCAGCAGUUCUGUUAUUCUGUGCAAAUGCUGAAAUGGAUAACAAAUAUUUUAAUUUAGUUUUAAAUAAUAAAGAAAACAACAAGUAAACCGAAAGACUAAAAAAAGAAAACACUUUUGUUUUAAAUAAUUGCUCAACUGGUCUUAGAAAAAUAUCACCAAUGAAAUUCAAUUUCAUAAAUGUUUAUGUUUGUGUUCUACUUUGAUCUCAUGUCUGUCUUCUCUUUUUCACACUUAUCUUUGUCUUCAGCUGAUCUCUGGAUCCAUUCGGCUCUCUGACUCUCUCCUUUUGAAUUUUAUGAUGCAUUUUCUGCGAAUCAUUCAAUAAUCAUCAAACUCCCUUGUAUGUUUAAUUCAGUGCAAUUUAAACACUACUGAGAGUAAAGCGGCUCUCCAGACAAAAUAUUGUGCACUAAACUGACAAACAAGCAUGCAUUUGGGUCAGAUGCUUGAACUCAUUAAUGCAGAGCAAUGAUUAUGUAAAAAGAGGAGGGCAAAUGUAAAAAUUUCUGUGGUUGCUGUUCUGUUAAACACUUCUGUUGCCAUAUUCUGUCUAUCCUGAAAACCUUUUUCAUGCAAAACUUAACACUGAUGAAAAUGUUCUGUGCAAGCUGAUUGGGCAAUAACUUAUUUCCACAUUUGUUUAUGAUUUCAGAACAUAUGAAUAAAUAAAAAAUCAUUUAAACAGAAUCUGUGAUGGAAUUUCCUCAAUAAUUGGUUAUUUUCAAUAGAUCCUUAAAGAAUCAGAAACACAACAACAACACGAACUUUGUAUUUGCAUUCAUAAAUCUUUGCAGCUUAAUCAAAACAAAGCUCUUCUCUCUUUUGCACUGCUGAAAUGCUGUGGUUAUACAAACAAACCGUCUGGUCUAACCGUCUCGCUUACACACACAAUAGAUGAACUGAACCCAGCUCCAGCUCUGUCUGAGUCUCAAUCUCAGCAUCAGCGUGGAGGUUGUGUGAGUGUGUGUGGAUAGCGUGUCAUGAAAGAUCCUUUGUUGUUGGACAGUGAAGUCACUCUUUGACUCGUGGGUUGCUCGGGUGGGUCUAUCCAGAGCUCGGAGCCCAGCGAGGGGCUUUCAGAGUCAGACGUGUGCUGAAUGAAGCUCUGUGUCGACCCACCUUCCCUCUGGAGCAGGAGGAAACGACUCACACGGCCAACUUUGUCAGAUCUCACCAUCAGAGCUUCAGCUGCAAUUAGUGGUGUAUUUGCUAAGGCAAGAGUCACUACUGCUCAUACUUUGGGUUUUUGUCCCUCUCAAUUUUAAGAUAUUACUUCAUUGACUUCUUAAAUGCAGCAAUUAUUUCUCAGAAAGUGCCCUGAGAGAUGAUAGUUGCACUGAAGAAGUUUAUUUUGUUUAACUGUGCACAGUGCGAGAAAAAUAAGUGGCCGUUCGUGCUAAACUAACUCUUUAAAAUUAAAAUCAAACAGAAGCCAUUGCCAGCCUUUGAUUCAGAAAUGGGCGGAGCCAACGCGCAAGCGCUAAUCCUAUUGGAUAGCUUUCACCAUUUCACUGCCCGAGUUUUGAUUUCAGCCAGUCACUUUGGCCGAUCAAAGACAACCAGAUUUAUAUUCAUGAGUCAGUUAGCAGGCUGAAAUAGCUUGAUAGACGUUAAAAUCAGUGUAGCCAAGUCUACGGUUUUCCCACGAAAUUUGGGCUACUUUAACACUUACCUCAAGUUGUUUUUAAUGUCCACUGGUUGAAGCGACCCCAAUAACGUCAGAUUUAGCCCCUGAAAUACGAAUUUACUAGGGGAACCUCGACAAAAGGUGUAUUUUAUCCCCCCGAAUGCGAAUUUUAACGGGGACCCCACCCGGAACGUGAUUGGGCUAGUUUUGAGUGGCAAUUGGGCGGGUUUUGUUGUGAAAACCUGGCAACCCUGGCUAAAACGGCUAACGAAAAUGCGACGUAGGGUUACCAGAGGGAAGUCAAUGUUGUUAAAUACUCAAAACAUUUGACAUUUUAGUAACUUUUAGCACAUUCUUAAAAUCGGACUUAAUUAAUGAUAAUCUUUUUUUUUUUCACAGAAAACACUGAAUGAUCAAUAUAGUUACUUUAGUGUUUGCACAGUGUUUAUUAACGUUUUAAAUUACAUUUUUGUAAGUUUAAACUAGAUUAAUGUACAGGACUAAUUGCUUAAUGAUAUAUACUAUAUUAUAAUUGCACAUAUACUAUAUUAUUGCAUUUAAAUGCUUUGUAUACAUCUAUCUGUUUAUCGAUCUAAACUUUUAAGUUCUGUUUAAUAUUAAUUUUAUUUAUAUGACAUUUUCAUACAGACAUGGUUACAACAACAUUUUAGUAUUAACAUUAAGGUUUUAUAAGAACGAUCGUUCUUAAGCGUUCUUAGGCAUUUAUUUGCUUUCAAAUUAAAUCCCAUAUAAAUGUAUCUCUAUCAUUAUUUGCAAUUACUUUUAUAAGUGGUCAGACUUCGGAUUAUCAGCUGGUUGGCUGGUUUUAGCUGGUCACCCAGCCUGGUUUUAGCUGGUCAGCAGGCUGGUUUUAGAGGGGUUUUGUUCACUUCCUUAGCUGGUCAGGCUGGGAGACCAGCUAAAACUUGCUACUUCCAGCUUAAACCAGCUAAGACCAGCAUAGGCUGCUUUUAGCAGUUUUUUUCAGCAGGUAAAAAAACCCUAGCAACCACCAUAAACCCCCCGGCAACUAUGUUUAUCUUUAACUGUUACGCCUCACCACCCCAGAAAUCCGAGCUAAACAUGCAUGUUUAAAUGUUCACGUGUGUGUUUGGAUCCUGAGAAAGUGGUCAUAAAUCACAGUUCUUCAUUAACAAGCGUCCGCUUGCAUACUUCAAAGAGCAUAAACUCAUAGAGGUGUGUGCCCUGCAUCACCCAGUGUAUACUGUGUUGCUGUGGAAACGCUGCGCUGUGUUGUAGCCGGCUGGCAAAAGUGCAAAUGUCUUCUGCAUUCUGAGCGAAUGUCUGGCAUGGAUACAGGGACGAGGCCGGGGUGUGACACACACACGCACACACAAUCACACACUGCCCUUAGGGCUGACAGUAUCUGUCUUUAAGAAACAUAUCUGGCUUUGUGUGGUUUGGUUAGUGUGUGUGUGUGUGACAGGGAGGAAUGAGGUGAGGAGUUUAUUCACACUAUAUCAGAGUUGUUCUGUCAGACAGAUGAUUAAGUGCCUUAAGCCCGGAUCAGAUAUCCGUCCUGUUUAAGAGUGCUCUCUCUGGGUCAUUCAUACAGACCUACAGGAAAGAGAGCAGUCGGGUGAAGGCAGAAGUUUUGCACGUUUCCAUGCAGUUGCAGAUGUCUUAUGGUGAGACCGUGAUGGUGGAGCACUGAGGAAGCAAAGAUCAAGAAGGGAAGACAGAGAAAUAUUUCAGAGGAAGUCUUUGAGCUGAAGAUCAAAGCAAUGUUGGCCCCCGAACAGGAGUUGCUGAGCUCUUCUAAACCCAUCAAAUACGGAGAGCUGAUCAUCCUCGGCUACAACGGCUCCCUACCAAACGGAGACCGGGGGAGAAGGAAGAGUCGUUUUGCUCUGUUUAAGAGACCCAAAGCCAAUGGAGUCAAACCCAGCACCGUCCACAGCACAUGCAAUCCACAGACCGCCAAGGCCAUUAGCAACAAAAACCAGCACAGUGUGUCGUAUACGCUGUCCAGGGCGCAGACGGUAGUCGUGGAGUAUGCGCACGAUAGCACCACCGACAUGUUUCAGAUCGGCCGGUCCACUGAAAGCCCCAUUGAUUUCGUGGUGAUGGACACAAUACCUGGAUGUCACGGCAAGAGUGACACGCUGUCGUCUCAGAGCACUAUAUCACGAUUUGCAUGUCGGAUCGUGUGUCAGAGAGCGCCGCCCUACACUGCGCGCAUCUACGCCGCCGGCUUCGAUUCGUCGAAAAGCAUCUUCCUGGGGGAGAAAGCGGCGAAAUGGUGGUGCGCCGACAGCCAGAUGGACGGCCUGACCACCAACGGCAUAUUAGUGAUGCGGCCGCGACACGGCUUCACCUGCGAGUCCAAACCGGGCGCCUGGAGAGAGAUCUCAGUCUGCGGGAACGUCUUCACGCUCCGAGAAACCCGCUCCGCUCAGAAACCCGGCAAGCUGGUUGAGAACGAGUCUCACGAGCUGGUGGACGGCACUUUAAUCGACCUGUGCGGAGCGACCCUGCUGUGGCGUUCGGCGGAAGGUCUGUCCCGCACACCGACCCCCAAACACCUGGAGGUGCUGCGGCGGGAGCUGAACGCGGCGCGGCCCCAGUGUCCCGUGGGCCUCCACACCCUGGCCUUCCCCAGCCUGGACCGCUCCUUCGGCGGCUCGACCCACGACCACCAGCCCUGGGCCUACCUGCACUGCGGCCACGUGCACGGAUACCACAUCUGGAGGGGCCGCCGCGGCCUCACCAAAGAGGGCUCCACCGAGGAAGACGAGGACGAGAGCAAAGAGGAGCUGGAGCAGGAGCCGCUGCGGGAGGGCGAGCGCGAGUGUCCGCUGUGCCGAACGCGGGGCCUGUACGUGCCGCUGAAGCUGGGCCGCGAGUCGGGCUUCUAUCUGGACGGCGCGCCUCCGACGCACGCUUUCAACCCCUGCGGACACGUGUGCUCGGAGCGGACGGCCGCGUUCUGGAGCAAACUGGUGCUGCCGCACGGCGCUCACGGGUUCUUCCCCGCCUGCCCGUUCUGCAUGCGGCCGCUCGCACGCGACAGGAAAUGCGUCAGACUAAUCUUUCAGGGGCCGCUGGACUGAGUAUGAGCGUGUGUGUGCGUUUAAAACUCGUAUGUGCCAAACUGCCAACACACAUAUUCAGCUCUUUAUUUUUCCCACAAGCCAUCUGUUCUCUGCACUGCCGGCUGUGUCGGCCCUGUCUGACUGGAUGCUGUUUGCUCUUCAUUCGAUAGUUUACUGUUUAAAAGCCACUGCUCUUGAGCUGUCCUGCUCGUGCCUUAAAAAUAAUAACAUUCAUGCUGUUAAUGUUAGGAAUCUGUACGAAUACACUUCAGUGGGUGUGUGAACCUGUUUUCUGAAUUGCUUUUCUUUUCAUUUGUUCUUGUUUCAAACUGCCAUAGAUUAUCACCUUAAAUACCAAUGAUUUUCAUCGACAGCGAGUUUGAAAUGAGGUUAUUAUGUUAUGUUAUAUUAUAUUAUAUUAUAUUAUAUUAUGUAUAUAAUAUUAAAACUGUAUUGUUGUUGCAUUUUCCCAGAAAUGUUUUUGUAUCAUUCUUAAAGAAUAAAGUUAUAGAUCAUAUUUCAAUAAAACACUGAGCACUUUG